Molecule: messenger RNA, 1112 nt
Organism: Nicotiana attenuata
Lineage: Eukaryota; Viridiplantae; Streptophyta; Magnoliopsida; Solanales; Solanaceae
Product: UPF0603 protein At1g54780, chloroplastic
Exons: 3
Coding region: 93-986 (297 amino acids)
Source: RefSeq, a predicted model, not a curated record
ACAAACCACCCGAAUGACAAAAAGAAACAGAAACAAGAACUUCCUCAUGCACAGAAUCUUCUCUCUUAUCUCACCAUUUCUGACCUCUAGCUAUGGAAACCAUUCUCUCCCCUCCUUCUCUUUGUCCUCUCUUCAACCCCAAAACAGCUUCCCUUUCAAAGCCUUUUCUUCCUCUUUCUCACUUACCUAGAUCAAGUUCAAUCAGUUCAGCUAAGCCAAUAUGCUGCAGCCUUAAAAAACAGGCUUCCAAGAUUGACAAAGACUCAUCUUUUUCAAUACCCAAAAGUUGGUUUUCCCAUGUCCAGCAAGGAUUAGCUGCUGUAGCUAUUUCUUUAGCCCUCAAUUUUUGUCCAGUUGUGUCAUCUGGUUCUGCAUUGGCUUCUGAAUUUGAUGUAUUAAAUGAAGGUCCUCCAAAGGAUUCCUAUGUGGUUGAUGAUGCUGGUGUACUUAGUAGGGUGACAAAGUCUGAUUUGAAGGCAUUGUUGUCUGAUGUGGAGAAGAGAAAAGGCUUCCACAUUAAUUUCAUCACUGUCCGCAAACUCACUAGCAAAGCUGAUGCUUUUGAGUACGCUGACACUGUUCUGGAGAAGUGGUAUCCAAGUGUUGAACAAGGAAAUGACAAGGGUAUAGUUGUGCUCGUUACAAGUCAAAAGGAAGGAGCGAUAACUGGUGGUCCUGAAUUUGUAAAGGCUGUUGGAGACACUGUUCUUGAUGCUGCCGUCUCAGAGAACCUUCCAGUCUUGGCUACUGAAGAGAAGUACAAUGAAGCCAUUUACAGCACUGCCAAACGUCUUGUUGCGGCCAUUGAUGGCCUUCCUGAUCCUGGUGGUCCCCAGCUCAAGGAUAACAAAAGAGAGUCCAACUUCAAAUCCAGAGAGGAAACAGACGAGAAAAGAGGACAAUUCACACUUGUCGUUGGUGGCUUGUUAGUGAUUGCUUUUGUUGUUCCCAUGGCUCAAUACUAUGCAUAUGUUUCAAAGAAGUGAACUGUCUGAUUCUGGAAGGUUUCAUUUUGACUUGAGUAAGCAUGUAUAUUAUCUUGUACAAAUGGUCUAUUUUGAAAUGACUGAUUCAUGAGAAAUUUUAAAAAGGAUAAAAAUGAAAAUUUUGGA